AUGGAGAUAUGCCUCUCUGCAGCAAUUACAUACCUGAUGGUCUUGAAAUUAGAACCCUGGGAUAUGUUGCACAUCCGGGAGCAAGAUGAAAAAGCUGUGACAAUAGGAGCAACGGGGUGGAAGCUAGAACUCCUCCUCGACGAGAUGAAAAGCUCCAUAUUCGGGUGCGCAUUUCUUCUCGACCACGGAGGGUAUUUUUGGUGCAUGGUUUAUCACACACUGCGGCAUUGGAGGAAUUCAGAGUGGAAGCCACUAUCCGGAAUCGAAGGCCUUCGAGUUGGCAGCAAAACUCAAAAAGGACGACUGCCUAUAUGCCCUGUCGUCUAUGGCAAUACUUCCGCUUUGGUUCCAUUCACUGUGCUGGAGAUGACGACACCUGGUCGAACAAUGAUUUGGCAGGCUGAGCAUCCGGAUAGCCAGUACACGCUACGAGUCAAGGUCCAAUUACUACGCCAAAUUUGUAAAGCAGCUUUGAUUGGAAAUUGGAAGUAUUUCCGGCGCCUGAUCCUCAGCAUCGCCAUUUGUGGGUCUCGACUGUUGUUGGUUGUCAUUGUCAUGACCCAGGGUCUGGUAAAUACUGUUUCGGAACGGAUGUCUAGGAACUCUUUCGAGCCACUUGAGUGA
Molecule: messenger RNA, 624 nt
Organism: Penicillium antarcticum
Lineage: Eukaryota; Fungi; Ascomycota; Eurotiomycetes; Eurotiales; Aspergillaceae
Exons: 2
Coding region: 1-624 (207 amino acids)
Source: RefSeq, a predicted model, not a curated record